AUGGCUGUAUCUGGGGGGCCAUAUGAAACCUUGGAUGACAUUCCGGCCCACGUGUGGAGAGGGCUUCCAGACAGCAUGAGGCUGGGCUCCUCGGCUGUCUGCCCAAACCGUAUAGGUGUCUGGGCAUCUAGACUAAUUCCUAAAGGCAAGAGGUUUGGACCAUUUGUAGGAGAGAGGAAGAAGAGGUCUCAAGUGACCAGCAAUGUUUACAUGUGGGAGGUAUAUUUCCCAACCAGAGGAUGGAUGUGUGUGGAUGCCACAGACCCCAUGAAGGGAAACUGGUUACGUUAUGUGAACUGGGCACGAUCUUCCCAAGAGCAGAACCUGUUUCCCUUGGAAAUCAACAGAGCUAUUUACUACAAAGUGUUGAGGCCAAUCAGGCCCGACGAUGAAUUGCUGGUGUGGUACAAUGGGGAAGACAGCCCCGAGAUAGCAGCUGCCUUGGAGGAAGAAAGGACCAGUAACCUGAACAAGAAACAUCCACCGAGAGCGAAGCGAGCAAGAAAGAAGCUGUUGGAAAAAGCUCGACGGGCUGGUUUGGGAAGAUUAUCUGGGCAUAAGCCAUCGAGUGCAGCUAAACCUACAGUCACUGAGAUGAGUGACAUAAAGGAAGGCGCGAGCAUAGAGGAAGAGAGACCCUCUGCAUCCACACAGCCGGCCCAGGAGAAGUGUGCUUCCUACUCAACCUCCAAAGAGACCAAGGACUCCUCUCCGGUGCCGACAGCAGUGAAGGAGCAGAAGGGUGCAGAGGAGGCAGAUCAAGGUGAACUACAGCUGCUCUGCCCACAUGACAGCCCAGUACGCCCUGAUGAGGCGGAGCUUGAGAACAGCAGUGAACAGCCUCACCCACAGUUGGCUCCCAACAGCCCCGUCAAGGAAAGCUCGGAGAGUAUUUUUUGCGAACGCGAGUCCUCGCUAGUGUUUCGUGAGUUAGAUGCUGAAGGCGACCCCGAUCUUGAUGACGAUGCCCAGGGUGAAACCCACCCUUGUCAGCACUGUGAACGCCAUUUCUCCACCAAACAAGGCUUGGAGCGCCACACUCACAUUCACACCAUGGCAAACCACCAGACCAACACCUUCAAAUGCAGGUACUGCUCCAAGCCCUUUGGCUCUCAGGUAGGCAGGCGAAGGCACGAAAGACGUCACGAGAGUGGGAGCAAAGGCCUGAAAAGGCUGGGGGCGCUGUCAGGAACGGUGCUUCUCCUCAGUCCCUCUGGGUUCAGCAACUCUCCUACCUCUGAUGUUGUGACCUCUCCGUGUCCCACCAUUAUGAGUUCACGCAACGGUCCCCCUCAGCCAGGCUCUGGCGCGUCGACUAAAGAUAUGGGGGCGGAGUCUGACCCACCUUUUGUUUUAGACGAGAUUGAGGAGUCGAAAGAAGUGCACCCUUGCAAAUACUGCAACAAGGCCUUCGGCACACAUACCAACAUGCGCCGGCACCAGCGCAGAAUUCACGAGCGCCAUCUCAUGCCAAAAGGUGUUCGGAGGAAAGGCAUUCUCCUGCAGGACGGAUCGGCCCAGCAGCUGGAGCAGGGCCGUGCUGGAGCACUUGGGACUACAUCUCCGACCUCCAGCCCACCACCCACCUACGUGCCCAGCGUGGACACGGAGGAUGAGGGCGAACGAGAGGAAGGCAUGGUCGACAUCUCCAGGAACAUCUCGGAGAACCUCAGCCUUUACAUUGAUGGGAAGAUCCUGUCCACGAGCUCAGACAGCGGCUGUGAAGUGAUAGAGGUCGACUCGAACGCUGCCGCACUUUUCGGACUCGAUGCAGUCAUCUUGAAUCCUAACCAAAUAAAUCAGGUCCUUAAAGUUGAAACACGGCCUAGCCCCGUGAAAGAGCUUUCACUGCCCACUCAGUCAACUUCCAAAAGGAGAACUUCUACCCCACCACUUCUUCCUGCAGUGAAAAUGGAAUCUGAAACUGUAUCAUCUACUGCUGCUACCUCCUCUUCCCCUUCACCUUUAUUGGGUAGCAGCGUCUUCCCCCAAUCCACAGAGACGUUGGCCUUUCAGAAAGAGAAAGCCAUUUAUCUUUCUCCUAAAUUGAAACAGCUUCUGCAGGCCCAGGACAGUCAAAAGUCUUCACUGGCCCUAAUAGCAGAUAGCCGUAGAUUGACUACCCCACUUUCCAUAACCUCUUUGCCUGCUGCUCAAGGGAGAUUUAAAAGAAGGACUGGCUCUCCUCUCACACCCGUGCAAAGCAGCCCCUCCGAGAGCUCCAACUCUGAAACUGGAGAUUCGCUACUUCUCAAGGUGCCGAAGGUUGAAAGCCAUAGUGUGAUCCAGUCCUGGAGCAUAUCCAGCAAAGAUCAGAGAGACUCCAUGAGUCCCCCUGGAAAGGACUGGUCAGCUUCGAUAAGUGGAGGCAAUUCUUGCAAUCAGCAGCCCCUUGACCUUUCCAGCGCUGUUGCUAAAAAAGACAGCGACGUAAGCAAAGGGCCUGGAGAGUCGGUGCUGGAUUUGAGCGUGCAUCGUAAAGGUGCAGCUGACCAUGAGACGAAAGCGAGCAUAUUGGUACAGGCGCAUGUCAAGAGAAAGAAACCCAAUACCAGCAUGCUGGAGAAAGUCUUAAUGAACGAAUACACUGGAUUGAGUGCCUCUGCAGAGGAGGGCUGUCCUAGCCUCGGAAGCCCAGACGCCUCCUUGUCUCCGGCCAGCGCUGCGAGUGUCUCCCCAUCCAGUCCGUGUUCUAAUUCAGAGCCGCCUCCCUGUGAAUCUGCCUCCCCACCUUCCCUGACCCCUGUGAUCAUGAAUCCUUCCUCCCCGUCCAUCUCCAGCCAGGCCUCUUCCACACCCCCACCCCCUGUUCUGCCCUCUGUCCCUUCACCUCCGCCUCUUGCUCCAUCUUCAGACUGUUCUUUUCCUAAAUUGUCUCCCAAACCUGUCGACCAUGUGAUGGAGGAAACACCAGGGCCCCCUAUUGUAACAGAAACAUGCAGUGAUUCUUUAUCUUUGAAUGAUGAUGACUUGGACCAAACUGCUGAACAGUUAAACCCUACAACCGAUGCACUGCCUUCGAGUCCUCAGGAUGUAAAAAUACGUUGUAAAGCAGAUUCCAUUUCAGACACCGAAACUGAAACACUACUUAAGGGCUCCACCUCUGAUUCUAAGCUUAAUAUACUAAAAAAUGCAAACAAUGUGGUUUCUUCCUAUGAAAGGAGAAUUGACUCCAACACCAGCCAGUUUGAUGUAACUUUGCCUCAAGACCUCAAUAUUAAAGCUGAGGUGGGACAAAACCCACAGUCCUCUCGCUCUCCGGUACAUUUGUGUCCUAAUGCAAAAACACUCUCUCCCUCUUCUCACAAUUUAGUGACAGAUUGUCAAACUUCUUAUAUAGGGCCGUUAGCUGGGAAGGGCACAGGUGUUGAUGAACCUGUAACAGUUAAAAAGACGGUUGAAAUUCUGCCUAGCGCCAAUGGCAUAUCAUCAGCAGCAGCCUUGGCCAGAUCUCCAGCAAAGACUCCUGAUGUGGCAGACACUUUGGAGCAGGACACCUUUGUCAAGAGCUUUGUGUGUAACGUCUGCGAGGAGCCUUUUAACUCCAUUAAGGAACUUAGCAGCCAUAUUAUAGAUCAUGCAACCGAACGACCUUUCAAGUGCGAGUUCUGCGUGCAGUUAUUUGGAAACGCAGCAGCCCUGUUGGAGCACCGUUCCUCUCUCCAUGGUGUGGGGAGGAUCUAUGUUUGCUCUGUCUGUUCCAAAGAGUUUGCUUUCCUCUGCAACCUCCAGCAACACCAGAGCGACCUGCACCCCGGCCAGAGCUGCGAUCACACUUCAGUUGAAAAUGGCAAACUCCGGCCUCAGAAUUACACGGAUCCAGCUCAGGCGGAGGUGGAGAAGAGUUCCACGCUUUCAGCUCCUGACAUGACUGCCGACCAUGCCUCUCUGGAUUAUUCUGGAGUAUGCGAUGGCAUCGAAGUUAAAAAGGAAGCCGGUGAUGAUGUCACUGGGCAAGAGGACCCCACGGAAGAGCUGUACACUACAAUAAAGAUUAUGGCCUCUGAGGCUGGAAAACCCAAAGGGCCGGACGUCCGCCUUGGCAUCAAUCAGCACUACCCCAGCUUCAAGCCUCCCCCCUUCCCUUACCAUAACCGAACGCCUGCUGGAGAGAUAGUCUCUGCAACUAACUUCACCACCCACAACAUCCCUCAGACGUUCAGCACAGCAAUCAGGUGCACCAAGUGUGGCAACAGCUUCGACAACAUGCCUGAGCUCCACAAACACAUUCUGGCCUGUGCCAACGCAAGUGAUAAGAGGCGGUACACUCCCAAGAAGAACCCCAUUCCUCUCAGGCAGAUAGUUAAACCGCCUUUGAAUGGCGCCAUGCGGCAUGCAGCAGUAUCGGCUGCUGGCGUAGGACAGAACACCUUCCGUAGGAUGGGUCAACCCAAGAGGCUCAACUUCAUCCAGGAGAUGCCAUCCAAGAUGAAAAUGACUGCCCUGAACAAGAAGAAGAACCAACUUGUGCAGAAGGCAAUAUCCCAGAAGAACAAGGCCAUUGCUGCUUCGGUAAGGAAAACCCCCGCCCAGGUGAAAGACGAGGUGCCGGAUGUCCACGUCUGUCCCUACUGUAGUCGAGAAUUUACGUACCCGGCCAGCCUCACAAAGCACAUCGCAUGCAGUUGUCCUCAGAAACCUGUUGCUAAGAAAAAGAAAGGAGUGCUUUCGCCUCAAGACAAAAACAUGAAACUCCGUAGUCGAGCCACAGACUCUGAAAUCAAACAGGAGCCUGGAACAGGCCAGCCAACGAGGCCACUGGGGAAAACUAGGGCCCGUAGCUCGGAGCCGCUAGAAAGUGAUGUCUCGGCAAGCCGGGGUAAAGUGGGGGCUUCUCAGGUGCGCGCCAAGAGACCUGCUUCCAGCGUGGACAGCCCAGUCCACAAAAGCAAGAAAGGCAGAAAGAGCAGCAGGCAAUCUCCGGUGCCUUUGGCACCGGUACUCGCGGAGGAGCCGGCAGCAAAGCCUGCUCAGAAACCCCCACGUGCCGGGAAAGAUGCAGCUCCAAAGAAGGAGGUGGAGAUGAAACCACAGGUGCAGUCCAAGAAGGAGGAACGCUUUUCUGUGAGGGUGCGGGAGAGGGUGGGCGGGCCAGUAACGCGUAGCCUACAAAUGGCCAGUUCCAUGGGUCCUGGUGGGACUGACGACCCUGCAAACGGUGUUCCUGGACCUGGGGAGUAAACGGAAUCCCUGUUGAAGCUCACCGGAAGUAGAAAACUCCAAGCCGGAGACCUGGUGAACUUGGUGGAUUUAUUGGACUAAUUAGAUACAUGUAAUAAGAUAUCAGGAGCUUUACUUCUCCAUGUGUGCUUCAGUUUGGCUGACAGAAGCAUGUUCUUAAUGCACUUUCAGAAAUGAGCCUUAGUUGGAUGUGCGACCCUCCCAAAUGAAAAAAGAAAAGGGGGAAAAAAAAGAAAUGUAGAUUGAUGCCUGUAAAUGUAUAUUAAAACUAAUAUUACUUGAUUUAUCAAUAAUGGCCCUGCAGUUCCGUUAAGAAUGAUGGCCGAUCGUAUUGCAAAAAGGCAAUCAUUUAUCAGUUGUUAUCGCAACUUUUUUUUUUUCUUUUUUUCUUGCCUUUGCGUUCUGUGAAAUCUUUAGAAUUCAAGUCUCUUCCUGCAUGUGCUAUGAAUACGGUAUGGCAAGACUGACCCUUUUGUGUCAGUCCUCUUGCUGUCUUUCCCCUCUUCUUCAUGUAAAUGGAGGCGGGGGGGUGUAUGGAUAUUUAAUGUGAUGCUCCAUACGGAAUGCGAUAUUUGUUCAAAUGAAGCUCUUGCAUUCAGAGGUUUGUGUUGUUUUUUUACUUUUCUUUUGAGCACAGUAAUGAAACGAGCUGUUUGAUACAGUCAUGAGUGGGCAGUAACAGUGUUCUGUGUGAAUGUGAUCUAUCCCUGCCUGACCCAGCCAUCCAUUAAGCCAUUUGUGGUUUUCUCAGUACUUUUUAUAAUCCAUAGCAUUUACAGCAGGAAUGCUGACCAUUAAAACACUAAAUAUGAAUGAGUGAAAACACUGCGCUGGGAAUAAGUCUUCUGAUACCCUUCAUAUGUGAGGAUAAGCAGUGCCAUGAUUAAACUCAAGUUAUGUAAUUGUCUGCUUGACUCAUUCUGACCAUUUCCCCACAUCUGAAAAUCUCGGUUUAGCUAAUUUUGCAUUUAACAAAUCCAUGAGUAGUUUUGGUUGCAAAAAUGGUUUCUGUUCUGUUUUGACAGCUUUUGUAAAUGUUUUUUGUUUGUUUGUUUGUUUUUCCCUUCUACCUUUUAUCAUUUAUAGUUGCGCAGCCACAGUGGGGUUUUUUGCUUUUUUUAUAUUAAGGGUAGAUCAAUUGCUAUAGUGAUGCAUAAGACCAGUGUGGAUACUUUGUUUGUUUCUGAGAUGUGAAGACAAAUUCCACUGAACAUGAGGGGGGUGGUGUCUAUAUU
Molecule: messenger RNA, 6416 nt
Organism: Electrophorus electricus (electric eel)
Lineage: Eukaryota; Metazoa; Chordata; Actinopteri; Gymnotiformes; Gymnotidae
Gene: prdm2b
Product: PR domain containing 2, with ZNF domain b
Biological process (GO): regulation of transcription by RNA polymerase II
Cellular component (GO): nucleus
Molecular function (GO): RNA polymerase II transcription regulatory region sequence-specific DNA binding; DNA-binding transcription factor activity, RNA polymerase II-specific
Source: RefSeq, a predicted model, not a curated record